AUGGGUCAUGGUGUGUUGACGUUUGAUGACUGCGUGGGGAUGAUCCCUUUGUUCUCCGUUGUGGGGUUUCUGGUGUACAAGAUUGGUGGUUGGAUUACGUAUGUGUUGACUCUGCCCCUGAGCAAGAUGAGAAGGAGACCUACUUCAUGUACUACAACUACUACUACGACAUGUACUUCCAAUACUGAAAAUAAUGAAGAAAUGAGUCUCCCCAUGAAAUCCAUCCUCUUUCUCUUGGCGCUCUCCUACUUGCUGUCUCCGUUGAGUACCAUGGUCCACUUGCGUGGCAAACGAUGGAACGUCCAGCUCUACCGCAACACGGGGAGUCAUUUUUCGGGACUCUUUGACUUGAUUCACGGCACGGACCCACAAGUCCAACAAGUCAUGGAUCUCAUGCCCAGUCUCCUCCGCGGUCCCAAACCGCCCCUUUUGUUUGCCAAUCGACAUUUGCAAUUCCUUCCGUGGCUUAUUCAGAAUGAGAUUCAUCGGCAAGAGGGAAUUCCCUAUCAACGCAUUCCACUACAAGUCACGGCGUGUCUCGACAAAUCAACAACCGCCACGGUUAGUAGUAGCAAGUGUGACCACCGACCGGCAUUCCUCAAUGAGACCAUUACACUCGAUGUCUUUCCACCAUUUGAUACUACUACUGAUACUACUUCCGACAGUAGCAAUGACAGUUAUCCAGGAUUUGACAAUGGAUCCCCCAUCAUUUUCCUGUCACCGGGAUUGCGCUGUGAGAGUCAGGACAUGCCCGGAACCAUGUUGGUCCGACGAGCGUUUGGAGCCGGCUUUCGAUCCAUUGUGGUCCAACGACGCGGUCAUACUCCCCAUCAACCAUUGCGGGCACCCCGUUGGAAUUUGUUUGGCGAUGUCGAUGAAUUGGAACAGGUCUAUUGGCAUAUUACGCGGCAUUAUGCGGCACCGCAUACCCCCAUGUUUCUGCAUGGGGUUAGUUCCGGAACGGCCCUGGUGGUGUCGGCGUUGGCAGAAUUUGAUCGACGACGACUGCAAGGCCAUAGCGCACCGUCGUUUGUGGCAUCGGCGUCCAUUGUACCGGGAUAUGAUAUCAGCAAGGUAUUCUUGCCGGAACGGUUCAAAUUCCCCUACAAUCCAAUCUUGACCGAAUCGGUCAAGGAUCAUUUUGUACGACAAAAUGAAGACGUACUACGACAAUUCAACAAUCAUGCCGUCAACGAGGCACUUUCGGCCACCAACUUGCAAGAGUUUCUCAAUGCGGCAGCACCGUUUGCGGGGUAUCCCAAUGCCACGGCCUACUAUCAUGGAGAGAAUCCCGUCAACAAUGUCCAUUUCAUCACCACACCCAAACUGGUCGUCAACAGCAUUGACGAUCCCUGUUGCAAUAUACACAAUCUCUACGAACCGUCACCGUAUCCACAACACGGAGGACGCACGUAUGCACAAAUGGCGGCCGAUUCCAAACACGGAAUGUUGGCCGUUACCAUGACGGGCACUCAUUGUCCCUUUUUGGACACGUCGGCAGGGGCUACCAACUAUAUACUGCCCAGUCUGUUGCCCGCCAUUGUGCCGGAUCCGUUCAAUGGAGGAUGGAUGCUCGAUAGUUGGGCCGAUCGAGUAUCCUUGGAAUUUUACCAGGCAGCCUUGCAAGUAUACGGCCAAGAGCGGCGGUUUCUGCAAUAG
Messenger RNA from Seminavis robusta, 1659 nucleotides. The record is from the annotation of a GenBank genome assembly. Lineage: Eukaryota; Bacillariophyta; Bacillariophyceae; Naviculales; Naviculaceae.